CCUUACUAUAUGUAUUUUAACGCGUGGCGUCGCCCCAAUCCAACGAAAGGGUCUCAUUUAGUCGAAAAUGCUUCCUACGAAUGAAACUUCGAAUUUUGUUCAUCCGAUUGCAACUGGUCUAAGGGCAACAGUCAUAGGAACGAUUGGAAUAUUAACCAUUUCUGCAAAUUGCAUAAGCAUUUCAGUUUUAAGAUUAACGAAGCAGAUUCCGUAUAUAGCACGUAUUUGUCUUAUUAAUUUAGGAGCAGCAGACCUAAUGGUAGGUUUAGUUGCUUGCUUACCUUCAAUUGUACCUGCAAUUAUUUCUGAAUGGCCUUUCGGUGAUGUUUGGUGCCAAAUAUCAGGCAUAAGUCAUGGCGUAAGUGUUACGGUUUCUAUCUGGAGUAUCUCGGCAGUGUCUCUAGAUAGAUAUGUGGCAAUUAUUUAUCCUUUAAGAUAUAACCAAAUUGUUACGGUAAAACGACUAAUGUGGUUGUUACUUGGUAUGUGGACUUUGGCAAUUGCGACAUUUUUUAUACCACUUCCAACGAAAAGUAACUUUAUAUACUAUAGAUACUCGGAAGCAAAUUGUAUGUGCGGAUUAUUUUGGGAAUAUCCGUGGUUUUGUGUUAUCACUGCGAUUUAUAUACCAAUUUUAUCCGGAGCUUGUCUCUUAUUUACCACAGUUAAAAUUAUUAAAUCAAUUAAACUCAUAAAAAAUCAAGUAGGGCCUGCAUCACUAGAUGGAAAUUCUGGAGUAAAUAAAAAGGAUGUUAAAGCAGUUAAAUUAUUAAUAAUAACUACUUUAGCCUACUUUACGUGUUGGGGUCCGUAUGUCGUUCAAGUAGUUUUCGAAUCAUUCUUUAAAGAAAUUGCGAUUCAUCCAGUUUUAUCCUUCUGCACAGUAUGGCUAGCAAAUUCAAACAGUUUUGGUAAUGUAGUAAUAUAUAUCUUGAUUUAUUCAUCUUUCAGAAGAAAUGCCAUAAUGGUUAUGAAAGAAGCUGGAAAAGGAAAUUGCUGUCCAGCAGAGUUAAAUGAUAGAGCAGAUACCUUUGAAACAUCUGGAUAAAUUCAUACUAAGAUGAUAUAGAGUAAUAUAAAAACAAGGAGAUAAUUUGUAUACAAUAUUAUUAUGUCGAGCAUGCUGUUACUAUUAUAUUUGUCACAUCUUUAAUUUGGUUCUCUUUGCCCUAUUUCUUAUCCUCUUUUCCUACAUUUUUGUGUUAAUUAGUAUUGAUGAUACUCCAAUUUCUUAUACGGUUAAUUUCAUAUAAUUAACAUUAAAUUCAAUUAUACUUCACAACACCUUUAGAACGAUUAUUAAAACCAGCCCGUUGUCAGGUUUUUUCAACACAGUUUAAAAAUCAUAGUAAAAGCAUUAAUAUUAAAAUGUAUCGCUAAAUAUUCAAUCAAUGUUUCAGUCAAACCAAGAUGUUAAAUAAUUAGUACGAUAUAUUACACUAGCCAAAGGCACGUGUCUUGUCUAAUUUACAGUAGAAGCCUUUUUUCAACUUUGGAAGAAUGCGUGUCUGCAAAUAUUUCUUUAAAAGAGGUUAAUAAAUCUUUUCACUAUAAAUAUAAAGCAAUAAAGUAAUUAAUUAGCAUAAAUCACGUGUAUUUAUUGUAAUUUACAAUAUUUUGUUUA
Messenger RNA from Dimorphilus gyrociliatus, 1624 nucleotides. Lineage: Eukaryota; Metazoa; Annelida; Polychaeta; Dinophilidae. The record is from the annotation of a GenBank genome assembly.